This is a messenger RNA of Aspergillus steynii IBT 23096, 2158 nucleotides long. RefSeq names its product DEAD/DEAH box helicase. The record is from RefSeq and is a predicted model, not a curated record. Gene Ontology annotation, molecular function: hydrolase activity; ATP binding; DNA binding. Bases 10 to 2034 code for a protein of 674 amino acids. Lineage: Eukaryota; Fungi; Ascomycota; Eurotiomycetes; Eurotiales; Aspergillaceae. The transcript has 2 exons.
UGGGAAUAGAUGGAGCGCUUAUGUCGGUCAUUGGGACUCAUUCCCAUCUCGCGCCUUCUGUUCCGCCCUCGCGCACCUGUGAGACCGCGCUUGGUAGCCCACACGCUGCCGAAGCAAUAUGUCCGCCUCAAAUCUACGGCAACUUCUCCAGCUCCACCUGACGAUGCUAUAGUUCUUCGCGACUACCAGGAAGAAUGCAUACAGUCAGUCUUGACACACGUGGAGCAAGGCCACAGGCGACUGGGGGUCUCCUUGGCGACAGGCUCCGGCAAAACUGUAAUCUUUACACAACUCAUUGGACGCAUCCCACCGCGGGGUAAAAACAGAGACCGGACUCUAAUCCUUGUCCAUCGUCGUGAACUUGUUGAACAAGCGUACCGGCAUUGUCGGCUCGCUUAUGGUCCCGACAAAAGAAUCGAGAUCGAAAUGGGAAAUGAACAGGCCGGGGGUGAUGCGGACAUCACCGUCGCAUCGGUUCGCAGUCUGGCAUCCCGCGAUCGGAUCCAUAAGUUUGAUCCCAGCUUCUUCAAGCUUCUCCUAGUCGACGAGGCCCACCACAUUGUUGCGCCGUCUUACCGCACUGUACUUGACUACUUCGGACUCAACCAGACGUCCCCGGAUUCCCCCGUGCUUGUCGGCGUGUCGGCGACGCUGUCGCGAUUUGACGGAUUGAAGCUGGGGAGCGCUAUCGACCACAUCGUCUAUCACAAGGAUUACAUGGACAUGAUCGACGAUAAAUGGCUCGCCAACGCGGUGUUCACCACCGUACAGUCGCAGGCGAACCUGUCCAGCGUGAGAAAGGACAAUUUCGGCGACUUCGCCGUGGGAUCCCUUUCCAAAGCUGUGAACACUGAUGUCACGAACAGCAUCACUGUGCGCGCAUGGCUUGCCAACGCGCAGGAUCGCAAGUCCACCUUGGUGUUCUGUGUUGAUAUCGAACAUGCCAGGCGCCUCACCGAGGCAUUCCGCGAAAUCGGAGUCGAUGCGCGGUACAUCACUGGGAAAACUGACAAGAAAGUGCGUGACCAACAGCUGGAAAACUUCAGGAAUCGAGAGUUCCCUGUCCUUCUGAACUGCGGCCUGUUCACCGAAGGCACGGACAUCCCUAACGUCGAUUGCGUCCUGCUCGCCCGGCCUACGCGGUCUCGGAACCUUCUCAUCCAGAUGAUCGGCCGAGGCCUACGCCUCUACCCCGACAAGAAGGACUGCCACAUCAUCGACAUGGUGUCCACCUUGGACACGGGAGUUAUCUCCACCCCAACUCUCUUUGGCCUGCAUCCCGACGAAGUUCUCAACAAAGAAAGCUCCAACGACUUGAAAAGCCGCGCAGCCCCUCCGCCCACCGAACCAGAGGAGACCCCAGAACCCGACCCCGAUUCCGAUCAAUCCAACCCCGGCGACGACUUCACCCUCGCCUUCACCAAAUACGACACCGUCUACGACCUCAUCCUCGACAUGAAACACGAGCGCCACAUCCGCUCCAUCAGUCCCUACUCGUGGGUCCGCGUCGGCCAAGACCGCUACAUCAUCAGCGACCAGCUCGGCUGGGUCGCCAUCGAAAAGAAAGACAGCGCCGCGGAACACGGCUUCCCCGACCCGCCGUGGAAAAUCCACCACGUCGCGCGCUUCGAGACCCCCGAGACCGAAAAGAAGCUGUUCACCCGGCCCCGGUUCGUUGCCGAGGCCGAGGACUUCGAAACCGCCGUCCACGCCGCCGACACCUUCGUCGCGUCCGUGUUCCCCGAACGCCGAAUCUCCAACAGUCAGGCCUGGCGACGCUUCCCAGCCACCAAGGUGCAGAUUGACUUACUGAACCGCGUCCCCCUCGUCAAGAAGAAGUUUAAGCCGACGGCCCAGAUCACAAAAGGCCAGGCGGCCGAUAUGAUCACGAAGAUCCGUUUCGGAGGGAUAAAGCGAUUCGAGACGGCCAGAGACGCACGAUUAAAGCAGGCGAAGAAGGAGGCGGACAAGAAAGCUCAAACGGCCAAGUUGUUGGAUCGAGCAACGGUUCGAGUUGGUCCGGUUCCUCGAUGACCUAACUGGUGGUGACCGGACCUAUCUAGACCAUCAUAUCUUGUAAUAUAACCAUGUAUGUAUACGGUAUUUGUUUGCUAUUAGGAGGGAAAAGGGUCCUUAGUAUGUAUGAAUGUGUAUAAUC